AUGGCGACUUUUGAGUUGACUCAAAAGUCACCUUUGGACUCGCCCUUGUCUGUCAACUCUCACAACACACGCACUCGCCUGGUGGGAGGACAGGUGGACGUGCAUGGCAUGCCGGGGGGAGCCGACACUCCCUCCUGGGUGCGGCUGGCAGCAACAGCAGCAGAGGGAGGAGGAGGAGGAGUCGUGGUGGGAGGACAGGUGGACUUGCAUGGCAUGCCGGGGGGAGCUGACACCCCCUCGUGGGUGCGACUGGCAGCAACAGCAGCAGCGGGGCAGAGGCAGCUGAUUGUUGAAGGGGAUGUGAGGGGGUGGCGCCCAGGCCUCUCUAUUGCUGUUGCUUCUACGAGUACUAACUUUAACGAGGCAGAGAGCCGAGAGAUCGGAUCAGCGACAGCAGCAGCGGGGCAGAGGCAGCUGACUGUUGAGGGCGAUGUGAGGGGGUGGCGCCCGGGGCUCUCUGUUGCUGUUGCUUGCAUCGACCAACACGGAUUUCGAAGAGGCAGAGAGCCGAGAGAUCGAAGCAGUCGCCCUGGUCUCUCCAGCCACCUCCCCCGCAUCACCCUCACAUCACCCCUCGCCCACACGCACGAGGGUACAUCGGUGCCGGAUGGCUUUGGUGGCACGGUGGACAUUCUCGCCCUGGUCUCUCCAGCCACCUACCCCCCCACCUCCCGCAUCACCCUCACAUCACCCCUCGCCCACACGCAUGAGGGUACAUCGGUGCCCGAUGGCUUCGGUGGCAUGGUGGAUAUUCGUGCUGAGGUGGCGCUGCUUGAUAGGCAGAUCGUCAUCCAGGGCACGGACGAGCUUCCUCCUCACCAGUACGACGGGGGCCACUUCGUGGUAUACAUGACUCGCACCCAGGAAGCCAUCGAGGGGAUUCAGUUCCGAGGGCUGGGCAACCAAGGCACCCUUGGCCGCUACUACCCGCUCCACUACACUUCCACGUGUGCAGCCUCUCUCUCAUCUCCUGUCAUCCCGUCCUCUCCCCUUCUCCAGGCUGGCACUUCAUGCCCUCUUUUCCCUGAGCCCUCUUUUCCCUGUUGUCCCCUCUUUCCCCCCUCCUCCCCCCCCUUCCUCUCCCCGCCAACCCCCCCACCCCUACCAGGCGGGCACUUCAUGGUAUACAUGACGCGCACCCCUCAAGCCAUCGAGGGGGUUCAGUUCCGAGGGCUGGGCAACCAAGGCACCCUCGGCCGCUACCCGCUUCACUUCCACGUGUGCAGGCUCCCCGCGGAAAACAACUUCCUUUCCCCUCGUUGUCUUCCUUCCCCCCCCAACAGGCGGGCACUUCAUGGCGGGCACUUCAUGGUCUAUAUGACUCGCACUCCUCAAACCAUCGAGGGGGUUCAGUUCCGCGGACUAGGCAACCAAGGCACGCUCGGGCGCUACCCGCUUCACUUCCACGUGUGCGGGCUCCCCGCGGACGCAUCCCAGCCGCACAUCGUGCGCAAGAACGCGAUCGUGCACUCGAAGCAGCGGUGCAUGGUGAUCCACGCGACCAGCAACAUGAACAUAGAGGAUAAUAUCACCUAUGAGACCAAGGGGCACUGUUACCUGGUGGAGGAGGGGUCGGAGAUGGGGAACGUGUUUCGGAGGAACCUGGGGAUGAGUGUGAGGAAGGUGGAGAAGGAGAUCCCCCCGGAUACAAGUGAUCAGUAUGGGUUCCACACGGACAAGCAGCCGAGCGUGUUCUGGAUGGCCACUCCUUACAAUAGCUUCUAUGGGAACGUUGCUGCUGGGUCCGAGAACAGCGGGCACCUCAAACACCUCACUCACGAUUCCCCGGGACACGACGGACCGCUUCUGGCUGGAGGCCAACCCCACCAUGCGGGGCAUCUCCCCACGUUGAUCUUCUGGCUGGAGGCCAACCCCACCAUGAGGGGCAUCUCCCGCCUGCUGCCUGCCAUCGGCAACAAACGGCCUGACAGGUGGGCGUGGGGGCGUGGGGGUUGUGAGUUUUGUCCGGGCGUGGGGGAAUGUGGCUAUGUGAGCAUGGUAUGUGGGGGUGCGCACCCCACCAUGCGGGGCAUCUCGCGCCUGCUGCCUGCCAUCAGCAACGCCUUUGGGUCGCUCACCCUUGUUAAUCCGUUUUCCUGCUGUCUCACUCACAUCCCUCCCUAUCACAUUGCCCCUGCUUCCUCGCACCCGUUCUCCCACCACCGUGCAUGCAUCUGCAGGUUCAACUGGGGGGACUAUGUGGGCAAUGUUGCCCACUCCUCGCUCUUUGGCUUCCGCACAUACCCCCACGGCUCGUUCAACUGGGGAGAGUAUGUGGGUAAUGUCGCGCACUCCUCGCUCUUUGGCUUCCGCACAUACCCCCACGGGUCGCAGUCCCGCUUCCCCAACUACACUGGCGUGAUUACGUAUCUCAAGGACGCCCUCCUUUAUCGGAACAAGGCUGGCAUCCUCUUUGUCAACACGGAUCGCAUAGUGGUGGAGAACGGUGCAUUUGUGGAGAAUGCGUAUGGGAUGGACAUAAGCCGCAACGGUGGGGUGACAGUCAAGGGGUGCCGCUUCGUGGGCACUCUCCCCUCCACCUGCACUCCGCAAGCUGGGACUGCAGCUCCAGUCCCCAAGCUGGGACUGCAGUUCAAUGCCAAGGCUAUGGCUGCCAUUCGCAGCAGCAGCAGCAGCAGCAGCAGCACCACCACCACCACCACCACCAGCAGCACCAGCAGCAGCAGAAGCAGCAGCAGCGGCGGCAGCACCACGAGCAUGAGCCUCGCCAGCAGCAGUAUUGCCAACAAGAGCAACCAGCCUUCAGCCACAGCUCCUGCCCCUCUCUCUCUUUCUUUCCACGGCCCCACCACAGAGUGGGAACCACCAGGCAUGGCAGAUGCCAUCAAGCCAUGGGCUCAGUUCCUCUAUCCCUUCCCUAGUGACGAUGGGGGAGACUCUGGUGAGGAUGGGGGUGGUGAUUAUGAUGAUUACGGGGAUUAUGGCGGGGGUGCCGGUGGGGAUACCAUCGCUGCUGCUGCUGCUGCUCCUUCUGGCACAGGAAGGCAAAACCGCGAUACGGGACGAUCGUUGCAAGCAGCGCAAGCAGCAGCAGCAGUGGUGGUGCCACAGAAGGAGAUAGGAGACGGGUCGUUUGAGUCGCCCAUUGGAGUCACGCUGAGCCAGAGCAACCCCGCGGACAUCCUGCGACCCUCCUCCGUGGAACAUUCCUUCUUCUCAGGGUACGGCACAUGCACCACUGGUAGCUUCGGCAUUGCUCUUGUGACCAACAAGCCAGGCGGCUACUGGAACACAGCCUUUUUUGUACAGAACAAUUCAUUCGCAUCGGGCAGCAAAAAAUUCUGGGCCACGCCGAACCCGCCUGCCACCACUCCCCCCAGGGGGGGACUCAUAGCCCGCUUCUACGCCCUCAGGGAUCUCGACGGUUCUCUCCUCGGCACGCCGGGCGCCUUUGCAGUCGCCCCCUUCUCCCCCAUACUGCCGCCUGCCACUGUGCGCCCCAGCCUGUGCCAGUACCGGGCUGAGAGUGCUGUGUGGCAGUGCCAGUCGGUGUGCUACAGGGCAGUGGGCGUGUUUUACUAUGAGCCCGGUGUGCGGCCUAACGGGAUGCAGGGUCUACCAGCUAAAGUGCUCCGGCCCUACAGCUACAUCAACAUCACAAGGGAAGAGGAUGGAGAGACCUUCACAGCAUACGGCACGGACAACGACAACCCUGACAGCCCCCCUGCACACCCCAAGCGCACCGCCUACCGUUACGUUACUGCAUCGCUGCUCGCUGGGUACACCUACCGGUUGACGAUCAUCCCUGCCCCCACCAACAGCCUCUUCUACCCAACCUGGGCUCAGCUCUGGUCGUACGACAAGGGCGGCUGUGAGGGGGGCCUGAAGGUCAAGAUGGUGGCGAAAGACCAAAGCACUCAAUGGUUUGCCACCGAUGCUCCCAACCUCCCAUGCUCAGGAGCCCUCAAGUACAAGACCUACAAGGAGUACCUCUGCCCCUCGUCCUCAUCAUCCUCCUCCCCGCCUCUCCUGCAACUCACGGUCGGCGCCACCAGCUACGGCGCACUCGCCACAAUGACGCUCAAUGCAACAUCCCCUUCCUCUUGCUCUGCUGCAUGUUGA
Molecule: messenger RNA, 4083 nt
Organism: Closterium sp. NIES-65
Lineage: Eukaryota; Viridiplantae; Streptophyta; Zygnematophyceae; Desmidiales; Closteriaceae
Source: the annotation of a GenBank genome assembly